AUGGCCGGAGUGCAGUGUUUCGCAAUACUGACCUCUGACCCGCGGGGACUGUGCUGGGCGGGGGGAGUGCUGGAUGGAAAGAUUGUGCUGAACAUCACAACUCCACUGCCUGUCAGAGGAAUUCGAAUGGCAUUCCUCGGCGAGGGCCGAGUGGAAUGGACAGACGGUGUUAAGGUUAAACAGAAAAGUAAAGAAGCCAAGACCUCAAAGACAGCCUGGAAGAAGGUUAGAAAGCUGCGGGAAACAGAAAUCUACUCAAGAACAACAACAAUUUUAUUUGGUGCAGAUCCCGAGAGCACAUUCAACUACAUCCUCCCAGCGGGCAAUCACAUCAUGCCGUUUGAGCUUCCGGUGCCAUCCGAUCUCCCAUCCUCAUUUGAAGGCACCCACGGUUACGUCCGUUACUGGCUGGAGUGUAUCUUGGACGUUGCCGGGAAUGCGGAGCAGAUCACUAAGAAGGCAUUCACGGUGAUUAGCAAGUGCAACCUGAACACGGAUCCGUUGGCAGACAAAGAAAUCAAGCGACAACAGAAAGUGUCCGUGUGCUGCGCUUGUUGUACUCCAGGGUACUAUGACAUUAGGUACUGCGUGGCUAGGCGGGGCUACGUGCCUGGGGAAAAGAUCCUUGUUGACAUCAGAGCAAGAAACUAUACCAAUAAUAUUGUACAUCUGGUCCUGAGGUUCAAAAUGGUGACCAGCUAUCAUGCUCAAGGAAAGUGUUUAAGAGUGAAAAAGACACUGCAGGAAGGGGAGAAAAUUUUAGAAACUUCCGAAACAUUGAAAUGGAAUCCUGAAAUACCAGUCCCUCCACUUCCUCCAUCUGGCCUAGGUGGCAGCAGAGUGAUAGACAUUGGAUACUGGCUAGAGGUAGAUAUGUAUUCCAAAGCAUUCUUUUCCGAUUCUUUGCAUUUUAAUGACGAAAUAAAGAUUGGAACUCUACCACUGAAGCAUGUUAUGGAAACCACGACAGUACAACAUGGAAGAAGUUCUGGAGUCGGGGCUGAUCACUUGCUGCCAGUCGGUUUUCCUGUACCAGAGUCUCGUUCUCUCCCAGUUGCCUCCCCUCUGAGAAAAAAUAUUUUCAACUGGAUCCCAAGCAAGGUGGAAUCACCAAGACCACCUAAUGGUUACCAGGUUUACAACGGUCAGAUAAAAAAGCAUUCAAGUCCGUCGAACUCGUCGCUGUGGUAA
Candidula unifasciata is the source of this 1191-nucleotide messenger RNA. The record is from the annotation of a GenBank genome assembly. NCBI's taxonomy places the organism in Eukaryota, Metazoa, Mollusca, Gastropoda, Stylommatophora, Geomitridae.